UCAUUCUUCGCUUUUGYAGUGGGAAUAUACACUGCAGAAGAAGAUGUCAUCAAAAUAUCACGGUCUACUGGAAGUCAUAUAUAGUCCCACCGGUUUACCAGACUCCAAGUGGGCAUCARCCCUCCUUUAUUGUCGUCUGAAACGUAACUCGAAAAUCAAUUAAUURACAUGUGCAAGGUCACCAACGCCUCUUUAGUACCAAGCGACAUACAACUGUGAGACAGAGGAGAUAACAACAAGUUUUGAAUCGAUCGAGAUGAAGCCAGUUUCAUUUCUCUUCACUKUUGUAGUGUUGGUAUGCACUAUAACUAAAGGAACUAACAGCCUUAAGUGUUACCACUGUUCGGAAAUUACCGGCACAGUGCAAGUUAGCUGUAGAGCUCCCAAAGAGAAAGAAUGUGCUAAAGAUGAAGACAGGUGCAUCAAAAUACAGGUUAAAUCGAGCAGUGGUUUCGGUGAUAAAGAAACAGCUGUCAAUUGUAGUACUUCAGCUACAUGCAAUGGAUUCUGCAAGAACUACAAACAAAAACACUCUGACGUUGAAGAAUGUUUACACAAAUGCUGCGAGGGAGAUCUGUGUAACCAUCCGUAUAAUUUCACAAUCGCCGUUGUAGUUGGACCUACUUCCUCSAUUAYCGAGACUCCGGAGAAUGGGACAUCAUCAACUAAUUCCUCUACCGAGACUCCAGCUACUKGGACAACAUCCGGUACUGGUACUGAAAUCAGCACAACUCCCGGMGAGCCAACUAGCGCGGAGCCAUCAUCUUUGAUCCAAAAURUCAAGGCAGUMGCUCUUUUGCCCGCACUGAUGGGGCUUAUUUUGGUAUUUUGAAUGUCGAYCGACUUUGAAAAUACAAAAGAGACAUACCAUAUAUAGAUUAAACAUAAAUAGUUGAAUAACUACGAUCAAGGAGAUUGGAAACGCUCCAUUAGACGCAGUUUUCCUAACGGAAAGUGCGUAACAAAUGUAUUCAUCCGAAACUCAUUCAAGGCAUUAAAACGGCUUUGACGUCUAAUAGUU
Molecule: messenger RNA, 1021 nt
Organism: Exaiptasia diaphana
Lineage: Eukaryota; Metazoa; Cnidaria; Anthozoa; Actiniaria; Aiptasiidae
Exons: 2
Coding region: 257-832 (191 amino acids)
Source: RefSeq, a predicted model, not a curated record